AUGAGGCGGCUACUGGGGUCGUCGGAGGGCGGUUCGCGCGUGGGCGUGGCGCUGCUGUUCGUCGCACUCGUCGUCGCAUGGACCGUCGCAUACUUCGCCACGGCGCACUUCACGCUGCUCACUUCGCCGUCCGCCUUCGCUCUUCUCCCAGCCGGCAAUGCCACCUCCCGUGCAUGGCUUCAACGGCUGCAAAGUAGCCUCUCCGUGCUGCCGCAGCAGGGACAACCGCCACAGCAACGGAAGGAGCAACAGGAGAAUGGGCAACAGAGUGAACAGCAGGAGCAGGGGCAGCAGGGCCAGCAAAAGGAGCAGAGCGCCAGCCAGCAGAGCGGCGACGAGCGGGACGUGCGGGACAAGCGGGAACAGAAACCUGCGAAGCAGAACGACUCGGCGUCGCACGCUUCUGCGAACGAACUUUUAACGCAGGAGCAGCAGUCGCAGCAGCACGUGGGGAAACAGGUUGACACUGCGAGUGUUGAUACUGCUGCCAAUGACGGCCCGGUUGCCAUCUGCCUCGUGGGCGGCGCUCGGGACUUCGAGGCCACGUGGCCUUCCAUCCUGCGCCACGUCAUCAGCCGCUACCCGCCAGCUCACCUCUUCCUGCACUCGCCGCUGGACGAGCGUGCCAGCAAGCUGUGGGCGCUGCUGCUCGCCUCCCCUGCCAAUGCCACCACCGCCUCCUCUGCUGCUGCGGCUGCUGCUGCUGCUGCUGCUGCUACCAACAGCACACAGAGUGCAGUGAGCACGGCAGUUAGUAUUGCAGCGGUGCGCAUCUUCCCCAGUGCGGACAUCCCAGAGACGGACGAGCACCGCACGGUGCUCACCGGUAGCGGCUCGCCACACGGCAUCCAGAUGGGGCACGUGGUGUGGGGGCAGCAUGGCAUGUGCAUGGAUGGAGUAGGCAGUGCUGUGUUGGAUACGCGGUGUUGCUGGUGGUGGGGUGGUACGCAGUAUGGGCACCAGGGCCUGCAGAGGAACGGACUAACACCGCCAUACUGCGGUCUGCUGCAGUAUUUCCGGCUGGUGGAGGGCUGUGUCGAUCUCAUCGCCACCCACCAACAGCAACACAACAUCUCCUACCGCUGGGUCAUCCGCACGCGAGUCGACGGCUACUGGACCGCCCCCCCUCCCCUUUCCCCCGCCCUCCACCCCUCCGCCUACACCAUCCCCUUCGGAUUCGACUGGGGGGGCCUCAACGAUCGCCUCAGGAUUGGCUCCUGGGCGGCCUCUCAAGUGGCUCUCAGGCGUUUAUCCGCGUUACAAGACCUGUUCAGUGCGGGGUAUAGGGCGCUGACGUCCGAGAAGGCGUUUCGGGCACAGAUGGAGGCUGGGGGGGUGGCGGUGGCUCGGAAGCAUUUUCACUUCUGUGUGGUCACGCGGAGGCGGUCGAGAGGAGGCGAUGGGUGUGCUGCCAUGAUGUUUUCAACAGCGACCUAUGGGCCGCUAAACGGUGCCAAGUGCUGGCCCUGCUCGUCGCCGUGUGCUUCUGAUGAUCAGGCGGCGGCUAUCAUCAACACAGUGCGCGCAGUGGGCGGCAUCAACCGCCACCCGUUGCCGCCCGGGCUGCAGCUGUGCGACGCGAAGCAGGCGUGGGAGGGCGGGUGGGAGCGGCAGUUCGACCGGGACGUGGAGCGGCAGCGAGGGGGGGAGACGCUCAGCUGGCAGCGCCGCAACAUCGCCCGCGUUGCUGCCAGCCUUGCGCACUGCACGGAACAGUUUGACAAGGUGUGGUGCGUGGUUGACAAGGUGUGGUGCGUGGUUGACAGGGUGUGGUGCGUGGUUGACAAGGUGUGGUGCGUGUUUGACAAGGUGUGGUGCGUGGUUGACAAGGUGUGGUGCGUGGUUGACAAGGUGUGGUGCGUGGUUGACAAGCUCAAGGCCAUGAGUGUGACGUGGGACUCGCCUCCCCCAGUGGCUGUGUGCAUCCGGGCUCAACUGGGGGAGGCAGAGCUGAUGGGCAGCAAGACCGGCGAGUUCAACACCUUCACUUCGCUGCUCACUAGCAAAAGGUGUGGGGUCAACUGGGGGAGUUAA
Messenger RNA from Closterium sp. Naga37s-1, 2034 nucleotides. NCBI's taxonomy places the organism in Eukaryota, Viridiplantae, Streptophyta, Zygnematophyceae, Desmidiales, Closteriaceae. The record is from the annotation of a GenBank genome assembly.